This is a messenger RNA of Xyrauchen texanus (razorback sucker), 2378 nucleotides long. RefSeq names its product cysteine desulfurase, mitochondrial-like. Bases 191 to 1537 code for a protein of 448 amino acids. The record is from RefSeq and is a predicted model, not a curated record. The transcript is spliced from 13 exons. Lineage: Eukaryota; Metazoa; Chordata; Actinopteri; Cypriniformes; Catostomidae. Gene Ontology annotation, cellular component: cytosol; nucleus; mitochondrion. Gene Ontology annotation, molecular function: cysteine desulfurase activity; pyridoxal phosphate binding. Gene Ontology annotation, biological process: [2Fe-2S] cluster assembly.
UCUUGUGUAAGCGUUAGCUUAACUGUUAUGAAGGCUCAAGGCUGACGGUAUACUGAGCAUGCCAUCACCACUGAAGGUGCCCGAAUACCAUUUGUUAAGGAAUUUAAGUUAAAGCGAAGGCUUCACUAGAAGCGAUUGUUGUUAUUCUUGCUGUCAUUGUUUAUAUCGAGAACACUGAGAUUGCACAAUCAUGAUGAACAGGACAUUAGCGAAGAAACUUCUGGACUCCAUGUGUGGGAUGUCCAGCCCUCGACUGAGUUACACUCAAACAGCCGUGAACACUAUACAGAAAGAGCUGAUCAAAAGUAGGGAACUGGAAAAGGAUGAGCUCAGACCUCUGUAUAUGGACUUUCAGGCCACCACACCCAUGGACCCUAGGGUUUUGGAUGCCAUGCUUCCCUAUCAAGUGAAUUACUACGGCAACCCACAUUCCAGGACCCAUGCUUAUGGAUGGGAGAGUGAGAGCGCCAUGGAAAAAGCAAGAAAACAAGUAGCAGAUCUGAUUGGAGCUGACCAGAGAGAGAUUGUGUUUACCAGUGGUGCAACCGAGUCCAACAAUAUGUCAAUCAAAGGUGUGGCCCGGUUUUAUAAGGCUAAGAAAAAGCACAUCAUCACCACACAGACCGAACACAAGUGCGUGCUGGACUCCUGCCGUGUUCUGGAGGCAGAGGGUUUUGAUGUAACCUAUUUACCUGUGAAAAAUAAUGGGCUCAUUAACCUUGAGCAAUUAGAGGAAAUGAUCCGUCCAGAUACAAGCUUGGUUUCAGUCAUGACUGUCAACAAUGAGAUUGGUGUCAAACAACCAAUCAGAGAGAUAGGUCAUCUGUGUAGAUCCAAGAAUGUGUUCUUCCACACUGAUGCUGCCCAGGCUGUUGGAAAGAUUCCCAUUAAUGUCACUGACUGGAAAGUGGAUCUGAUGUCCAUAAGUGCCCAUAAGAUCUAUGGGCCCAAAGGAGUUGGGGCUUUGUAUGUCAGGAGAAGGCCCAGAGUUCGUAUUGAGCCUUUGCAGAGUGGAGGCGGUCAGGAGAGGGGCCUGCGUUCAGGUACUGUGCCCACCCCUCUAGCAGUGGGCCUCGGAGCUGCCUGUGAGAUUGCCCAACAAGAGAUGGAGUAUGAUCACAAGCAUGUGACGAUGCUUGCAAAUCGCCUCAUACAGAAGAUCAUGUCUGAGAUUCCUGAUGUUGUGCUGAAUGGAGACCCAGAGCAGAAAUACUCAGGAUGCAUUAAUUUAUCAUUUGCCUACAUUGAGGGGGAGAGCAUGUUGAUGGCCCUAAAAGAUGUGGCGCUUUCAUCUGGAAGUGCCUGCACUUCUGCUUCCUUGGAGCCCUCAUAUGUACUCAGGGCAAUGGGAACAGAUGAGGACUUGGCACACUCUUCUAUUAGGUUUGGAAUCGGAAGAUUUACCACGGAGGAGGAAGUAGACUACACAGUGGAGAAGUGCAUUCAGCAGGUCAAACGUCUAAGAGAGAUGAGUCCUUUAUGGGAGAUGGUCCAGGAAGGCAUUGAUAUUAAGAGCAUCAAAUGGACCCAGCAUUGAAUUGUUUCCAACGGCAAAGAGUUCAAAGACCUGCUGCAGUGUUGUACAGCUCGAUUAGGCUGCCAUACUGGGACUUCUUAGAACGUCUUGUUCCCUCAAAAAACACGCACAAUUUUAUUUAACAAAUGUGGGUAAUUGAGCUUGUCUAUGUGGAGUUAAUUUAAGCUGUUAUAGCUAUUAAGUGCUUUUUGAUGAAUUUGCAGGUAAUACUGAGGAUAUGUGUUUCGUCAAUUACAUAGCUUGAACCAACUUUCAAGUCGAGUUUGGAUUGAUUGUUAUUCCAUCCACGCAGUUAAUCUGUGUAGCCUGUGAAACUAAAUCUCUCAAAAUGUUAUUCUGAAAACACAUUUGAAUAUAAACAUGCACUGAAAUUUGCACUUCUGUAUCAUUUUUUUUUCUGUGUGAGCUCAUUACAAUAUACCUUGAAUUGCACGAUAUUGUCUCCAAUUCCUGAGAACUGUACUUUUAGUGUUUGUGACAAUCAUUUAUAAUUUCAAUAAUCAGUUAUGCUUUGUUACAGUUAACUUCGUGUUAGGCAAGUCAGAUGCUACAUCAUAUUCAGUAGUUACGCUUUCAAAGAGGUGCAGUUUAUUGGUGAGUUUCUGAAUCCUAUACAAAACCCAUAAGAGCGAAACCUUAAAUCUUUUGCAUAAAAUAGGAUGGAUAUUAGGUGGUGUUAUUAAAUUCACCUGUCCAUUUAAGUAGGCUCUUGUGUAAAAAAAUCAUUCACAUUUUGUCUAUUUCUUCCACAAUUGCAAUUCACAGCUUAUGUGGUAUAUAUAGAUGUAUAACUAUCAUUUAUUCAAAAGUGUAUGUAAUAUCAAUAAACAUCCACACCAAA